UUUCCCCCCCAUGUAUAUUUUAACCCUACCAGUUCCCAUGUUUGGUUUGUCAUGAACUGGAAAGAUACAAGGCUAAAAUGGAUUCCAGAAAACUACGAAAAUGUUAGUGUUGUACACCUGGGUCCGGAUAAGGUUUGGAAGCCUGAUAUAAUGGUGUACAACAGCCUUCAGCACUUCGACUAUGAGAUGACCGACGUGGGUCUGGUCAGCAGUGGUCUGAUUUGGUGGGUCCCCCCGGUCAAUCUUCAUACUAGUUGUGAACUAGACUGGACUUACUGGCCCUGGGACUAUCAGAAGUGUAGACUGCUGGUUGGUAGCUGGACUAAAACAGGUUGGGAGCUAGAUAUUACAACCAUAUCUGGAGCUAAUAUUAGCAAUGUUGAUAGGGAUAAUUUUGUGCCUGGUGCCUGGGAUAUUGUAUCUGGAAUACAGCAAAGAAUAGAGAUUACUGCAUAUAAAGAUAACUUCGUAGAACUUCAGGUUGAUUUCGUUCUACAGAGAAGAUCGUUUCUUGAUAAGAAGGUUGCUGUUCUCCCACUUUUAGUUUCAUGUUGUUUGAUCCUUUCAGCUUUUUGGAUUCAUCCCUCUUCAACUGCUAGACUUAGAUUGAACCUUGCUGCUGUUGGUGUACUGGUUAUAACACUCUUAGCUCACAGGAGUUUUCUGCCAUCAGCAGGAGGUCAGAUGCCCAUGAUAGUUGCCAUGACGACAGGACUAGUGGUACUGGCUGUUGUACAGUUAGCAGUUAUCCUAUCCUUGGCUAAUCUUGUAUCCAGAACGGAUUCCCCCUCAAUGCGUUUUUUGGCUCCGCUUCAGAUGAUUUCUCCGUUCCUUUGUCUGGGAAAUCUUCCUCUUAUAGGACAGGUUCCCGCUAGUAUAGUCCCCCCCUGGAGCCGGGGUGCUGAUGAUACAGAGAACCUUCAACCUGAUCUACCCAAACUCCAGGGUUGGAACCUCAUUGCACAAGCUGUAGAUCGUCUGAUGUUCAUCGUGUACACAGUCAUCGUAUUCUUCUUUCUAGUUUCGUAUAUUGGCGCGGCAUCCGCAAAUUUCAACGCCAAGACAGGAAAUAACUAAAUCUACGAUUUUUAUUUACAAAAAAGUUCAAUAAAAGAUUUCUGAUUUGA
Messenger RNA from Eurytemora carolleeae, 1127 nucleotides. Its product is annotated as neuronal acetylcholine receptor subunit alpha-6. The coding region runs from base 52 to 1077 and encodes 341 amino acids. Gene Ontology annotation, cellular component: membrane; synapse; neuron projection. Gene Ontology annotation, molecular function: transmembrane signaling receptor activity; neurotransmitter receptor activity; extracellular ligand-gated monoatomic ion channel activity. NCBI's taxonomy places the organism in Eukaryota, Metazoa, Arthropoda, Copepoda, Calanoida, Temoridae. The record is from RefSeq and is a predicted model, not a curated record. The transcript has 13 exons. Gene Ontology annotation, biological process: chemical synaptic transmission; signal transduction; nervous system process.